This is a messenger RNA of Zootoca vivipara (common lizard), 1105 nucleotides long. It is a transcript of the gene CSNK2B, whose product is annotated as casein kinase 2 beta. Gene Ontology annotation, molecular function: protein kinase regulator activity. Gene Ontology annotation, cellular component: cytoplasm; protein kinase CK2 complex. The record is from RefSeq and is a predicted model, not a curated record. NCBI's taxonomy places the organism in Eukaryota, Metazoa, Chordata, Lepidosauria, Squamata, Lacertidae.
CUCCAGCCUUAUUCUGAAGUACUACUGUCCCGUGAUGCUCUUUCAUGAGUGAGAGUGGCGCGUGCGCGGUGGAAACUGGCAGAGGCCUCAGCGGUCCAGAGCUUGUUUGCACCCCGUGUUCCUCUCCUUGAGGCAUUUGAGCCCCCUGAGAGGACGGGAAGAUGAGUAGCUCUGAGGAAGUGUCCUGGAUUUCCUGGUUCUGUGGCUUGCGUGGCAAUGAGUUCUUCUGUGAGGUAGAUGAAGAUUACAUCCAAGACAAGUUCAACCUUACUGGCCUCAAUGAGCAAGUUCCCCACUAUCGCCAGGCCUUGGAUAUGAUCCUCGAUUUGGAACCAGAUGAGGAGCUUGAGGACAACCCUAACCAGAGUGACUUGAUUGAACAGGCAGCUGAAAUGCUCUACGGCCUCAUCCAUGCCCGCUACAUCCUCACAAACCGUGGAAUUGCCCAAAUGCUUGAGAAAUACCAGCAAGGAGACUUUGGUUACUGCCCCCGAGUUUAUUGUGAGAACCAGCCCAUGCUGCCCAUUGGCUUAUCUGAUAUCCCAGGGGAGGCCAUGGUUAAACUUUACUGCCCUAAGUGCAUGGAUGUCUACACCCCCAAAUCUUCCCGCCACCAUCACACAGAUGGGGCCUAUUUUGGGACAGGCUUCCCCCACAUGUUGUUUAUGGUGCACCCUGAGUAUCGGCCGAAACGACCUGCUAACCAAUUUGUGCCCAGACUUUACGGAUUCAAGAUCCACCCUAUGGCUUACCAGCUGCAGCUUCAGGCCGCCAGCAAUUUUAAGAGCCCAGUCAAAACUAUUCGUUGAUCUUCUACAUCCAGGUGCUCAGGGUCCUUCCCUGAUAACUCCCUUUACCCCAGUCAGGGAUGCUCAUACUUUGAUUUUGAUGAAGUCCCCUGCAGAUUAUUCUUUGUCACUCUCCAGCCUGAUUUUUAGUCUCAUUUCUGGUGUGUGGUUUAAAUUAAUAAUAAACAAUUUCUGUUAAUUCCCAGAAACACAGACUGUGACAGAAAAAUUCAAUAACCAACUUGAAUGUCAUGAUUUUGUGGGGCUUUUUUCUUUUAAAAAAAUAAAAUACAUUAAAAAUGUAAAAGAUGAGAAUU